Molecule: messenger RNA, 672 nt
Organism: Rhagoletis pomonella (apple maggot)
Lineage: Eukaryota; Metazoa; Arthropoda; Insecta; Diptera; Tephritidae
Product: attacin-A
Biological process (GO): defense response to bacterium
Cellular component (GO): extracellular region
Source: RefSeq, a predicted model, not a curated record
AAUGCGACAGUAGGCGCCUUUGCUGCCGGCAGCACUUUGGGCGGCCCAGUGGUGACGGGCACUUUUGCGCAGGCAAGUGCCAACGGCCAUGGCUUAUCGGUACAACGCGCGCAUACGCCCGGCAUUGGCAGCACCUUAUCUGCUGGUGCUCAUGCCAAUCUCUUUAAGAAUGAUACGCAUGCCGUCAGCGCUACUGCUAUGCACUCUCGAACACAAUUGCAAAAUGAUUUGAAAUUCGAUCGUUCCAGCAUCGGUGUGGGCUAUAAUCACGCACAGGGCCAUGCCGCCGCAGUGACCGCUUCUCGGAUACCACAAUUCAAUAUGACUACCAUCGAUGCGACUGCUAAGGCAAAUUUGUGGGCCUCGCCGGGUCGUGCGACCACAUUGGAUAUGACUGGCAAUGCCACGCAUCACUUGAGCGGACCAUUGGCUGGAAAGAAUAAUUUUGGUGGCGCUUUGGGGUUUACGCAUCGCUUUUGAAUGCCAAGCUCUUUGACCUUGAAAUGUUUGCGAAUUUUAAAUGAUCUGUGGUGGGGCAGUGGUCACGAUUCUGGGCUUUUUCAUACAAUAUUUGAAAUUAGAUUUUUUUUUGUAAUGGGUUUUAAGAGGGUUGCCACCUGUUGAAAAAUGUAAUCCUAUAAGUACAAUAAAGUUUUACAAUAUGGAUGUCAA